Molecule: messenger RNA, 1354 nt
Organism: Durio zibethinus
Lineage: Eukaryota; Viridiplantae; Streptophyta; Magnoliopsida; Malvales; Malvaceae
Product: jasmonate-induced oxygenase 2-like
Source: RefSeq, a predicted model, not a curated record
AAGGCCAAUUCCCCUGGCUGUCACAGACAAAACCAAUUCAUUUACCUUUAGCAAUUGAAGAAUUAUUAACAGGGAAACACAAUGGGAGAAGUUGAUCCUGCUUUCAUCCAAGACCUCGAACACAGGCCUAAACUCUCCAUCACACAAGCAGAAGGAAUACCCUUAAUUGAUCUUUCAGUGUUGAAUUCACCUGAUGCAGUAUCAGACCCCAGCACCCUUGACAGCCUUGUUUCUGAGAUACGUAACGCUUGCAGGGACUGGGGAUUUUUCCAAGUGAUCAACCAUGGGGUACCAUUGGAACAACGUCAGAAACUUGAGAAGGCAGCCAGGAAAUUUUUUGCUCAACCUUUGGAGGCGAAGUUGAAGGUCAGGAGAGAUGAAUUGCAAGUUUCAGGUUAUUAUGACACUGAGCAUACCAAGAAUGUUAGAGAUUGGAAAGAGGUGUUUGAUUUUUCAGUGCACAAUCCGACGAUAGUCCCAGCUUCAACACGCCCUGAUGACAAGGAAGUAGUUGAGUGGCAUAAUCAAUGGCCUGAGUAUCCUCCUGAACUAAGAGAGGCAUGUGAAGAAUAUGCAGAGGAACUAGAAAAAUUAAGUUUCAAGUUGAUGGAACUUAUUGCCUUGAGCUUAGGCUUGCCAGCAGAUAGCUUCUAUGGCUACUUCAAGGAGCAAACCAGCUUUAUCAGGCUUAACCACUAUCCACCUUGCCCUGCUCCUGACCUAGCUCUAGGCGUUGGCCGACACAAGGAUGCUGGUGCCCUGACCAUUCUUUCUCAAGAUGAUGUAGGAGGAUUGGAAGUGAAGCGAAAAUCAGAUGGAGAGUGGAUCCGCGUCAGGCCUACCCCAGAUGCUUUUAUCAUUAAUGUUGGUGACAUUAUUCAGGUUUGGAGCAAUGAGACAUAUGAGAGUGUGGAGCAUAGGGUCAUGGUGAAUUCCGAGAGGGAAAGGUUUUCGAUUCCAUUCUUCUUUAACCCCGCUCAUUACACCAUUGUAAAGCCCUUGGAGCUGUUGACAAGUGAGAAAGAUCCCCCUAGAUAUAAGCCUUACAAUUGGGGGAAAUUUUUUGUCACUAGGAAGGGCAGUAAUUUCAAGAAGCUUGACGUCGAAAACAUCCAAAUCUACCAUUUCAAGAUAUCCGAGUUAGCAGACCGCUUAGGAGAAACACUAUCAGUGAAAUAACAAGAUGGAGCAUUAGCAAUUGACAGCAUAUAAAUUAGUAAUAAUGAUUGUAAUAAGUUCAUCCUGUAAACUUCAUGCUGCAUUUGCUGAGGAUAAGACUUUGAAUGUAUGGUGUGGUUGAUAUUUUUAUUAUGAUUAACAAAAAUGGAACUUCCUUAUAAAUAUAUUAGAGUAA